AGCCGUCCCCGAGCCGCGCACACGUCCGUCCCCGAGCUGCCCCGGUGGCCAUGGAGCUCUUUGAGACCAAUCCUUACUUUUUCCCGGACCAGAGGUUUUACGAUGGGGAAAACUUCCUGGGCUCCCGCUUACAGGGCUACGAGGCGGCGGCAUUCCCGGAGCGACCGGACGUGUCCCUGUGCCCGGAGGCAAGGGUGGCUUUGGAGGAGAAGGACUCAGCCCUACCUGAGCAUUGCCCCGGGCAAUGCCUGCCCUGGGCCUGCAAGGUUUGCAAGAGGAAGACGGUGUCCAUGGACCGGCGGCGGGCAGCCACGCUGCGGGAGAAGCGCAGGUUGAAGAAGGUGAACGAAGCCUUCGAGGCGCUGAAGCGCAGCACCCUGCUGAACCCCAACCAGCGCCUGCCCAAGGUGGAGAUCCUGCGCAGCGCCAUCCAGUACAUCGAGCGCCUGCAGAGCCUGCUCAGCACCCUCAACCAGCAGGAGCGGGAGCAGAGGGAUCUGCGCUUCCACCCCGCCGCUGCGCAGCCUGGGGCGGGCAGCGAGUGUGGGUCCGGCAGCUCGUCCUGCAGCCCCGAGUGGAGCAGCCAGCUGGAGUUCAGCACCAACCCCGCAGAUCACCUCCUGGCUGAUGACACGGCAGAGGACCGCAACCUCCACUCCCUCUCCUCCAUUGUGGAGAGCAUCGCCGUGGAGGACGUGGCCGUGACGUUCCAGGAGGAGCAGGUCCAAAACUGAGCUGUCACCAACCCUGGCGGCUCUUCGAGCUGGUAAUGGGGUGGGAAUAAGAUGCCAGAAGGUUCCAGCCAUUGGAAAACCCAUUUACCCCUUUGGCAUCAUGGACUGCACCACUGAGACCACUCAACUUCUUUCCCAUUCCCGCUGAAACGCUCCUGCUCGGCCAGCUGAGAAAAUAAGAGGCAGAGGUGGGAUAUGGGCAGUGCCAUGGCCCCGGGUCGCACAAGGGACCCAUCCAGGGCCAGUGGGUUUUGGGGGCCAACACGUGUGCUGGGUUCGCUUGCUGAUUUCCUUCCAAGAUGCUCUUCGACCAACGUCUCUCUGGGGCUGGUGUCUCUUUGGGCUCAGCACCACGGUGGCUUUUCUAGCAGCGCUGUGUGGAGUUGCCAUUUCUUGUUUUGGGUUUUUUUUUUAAGGAUUAUUUUUGCUAACUUAUUUGGAUUUUCUUUUUUUUUUUUUUUUUAAAUAAAGGCAUUCUUGUUUGAGUGCUCGGGGCUUCGUGCACGGCAGCGCUGCAGCCUGCACCCAGUGCUGCGCUCACCUCUGGAAGCAACGACACAAAAGAGAUGUGGAGCUGUUGGAGCGAGGGCAGAGGAGGCCAUGGAGAUGCUGCGAGGGCUGGAGCAGCUCUGCUCUGGAGCCAGGCUGAGAGAGCUGGGCUGGGUCAGCCUGGAGAAGAGAAGGCUCCUGAAGGGGAGACCUGAGAGCAGCUCCAGUGCCUGAAGGGGCUGCAGGAAAGCUGGAGAGGGGCUUGGGACAAGGGAUGUAGGGACAGGCCAAGGGGAAUGGCUUGAACCUGCCCGAGGGGAGACUGAGAUGAGCUCUUAGGCAGAAGCUCUUCCCUGUGAGGGUGCUGAGGCGCUGGCACAGGGUGCCCAGAGAAGCUGUGGCUGCCCCAUCCCUGGCAGUGUUCAAGGCCAGGUUGGACACAGGGGCUUGGAGCAAGCUGCUCUAGUGGAAGGUGUCCCUGCCUGUGGCAGGGGUUGGAGCUGGAGGAGCUUUA
Pezoporus occidentalis (night parrot) is the source of this 1737-nucleotide messenger RNA. It is a transcript of the gene MYOG, whose product is annotated as myogenin. Gene Ontology annotation, biological process: positive regulation of transcription by RNA polymerase II; positive regulation of skeletal muscle fiber development; skeletal muscle cell differentiation. Bases 51 to 734 code for a protein of 227 amino acids. The transcript has 3 exons. NCBI's taxonomy places the organism in Eukaryota, Metazoa, Chordata, Aves, Psittaciformes, Psittacidae. The record is from RefSeq and is a predicted model, not a curated record. Gene Ontology annotation, molecular function: DNA-binding transcription factor activity, RNA polymerase II-specific; RNA polymerase II cis-regulatory region sequence-specific DNA binding; protein dimerization activity.